Messenger RNA from Aphanomyces invadans, 6342 nucleotides. RefSeq lists its product as hypothetical. The record is from RefSeq and is a predicted model, not a curated record. NCBI's taxonomy places the organism in Eukaryota, Oomycota, Saprolegniomycetes, Saprolegniales, Verrucalvaceae. The transcript has 9 exons. The coding region runs from base 66 to 5693 and encodes 1875 amino acids. Gene Ontology annotation, biological process: positive regulation of GTPase activity; small GTPase-mediated signal transduction. Gene Ontology annotation, molecular function: guanyl-nucleotide exchange factor activity.
UGAACUCCGAUCUUUCGAGGGCACAACAAGAGUUUCGACGACGGGGCGACACUGGAUUUGCGUGCAUGAAGGUCGACGACGGCAGCGGCGCAGCAAUUGCCGUGGAGUUUGCGAUCGAGGAAGGGACGUUGGAGAUCGGGUUGAUACCCCGCAAGGUGUGGAGACGAUCGCCAGUCCUACCACCCCCGACGGAGAAACCGUCAUCUGGCAACGAAAAUCGACGCCAGACCGAGUUGACGCUGCACGAGUUCGUUCGACCAUGGCGUUCGUUCCGAGCGACUAAGAAGACACCGACCGAAGAUGCUGAGACAUGUCCUGAAGUUGACGACUCGCCCAGGAGCAAGGAUGAUCCACAAUUUCGACAAAAACGGGACGAGCCGCAUGACAACAUCCUGCACCAUUACGAGCCGAAUCCUGCACCAGUGGCCCCCUUAUUCCCGCACGAACUGCGCGCACCCAAUUGUUUCCGUGAUGUUACGGCUGUCGAAGGGUCCAUCGCGUUCAAAGUAUCGUGCAAAGUUGUGUUUAACAUUGGCGCGAUCGAACCCGUGACGUGUCGCCUUGCUCUCUACGACGUAAACACUGGUGGGCGUGCAAGUGAAGAGUUUGUGUUUCAGGUGAAUCCGUCGCUGUCCACCGCAAAGGACGCGCGGUUCUUCAAGAGCGCCCUCUUCUAUGUCCUCCCCACGCAUUAUGCACAAAGUUUGUACUUGGUGUUGCAGACGUCGAAGGUCCUUCAGGGUGAUGCUGAAAUUUCGUCGCUGCAUUAUUGCCAGCCUGAAAAGUUCAUGUCCGAGUCAGAACAAGCAAAGCUUGCCGACAAAGCUACCGAGUGCACGGCGCGACUUGGCGGGUCGAUCCAACAGCCUCUCGCGUGGGGUGCUGUCACGCUCUCGGAAGGAAUUCGCCAAAUGAUUUUGUACCGUCAAAAGGCGAGUCUCAGCGACGAGGCGCGUCUUGCGAUGAUCGUGGAUGCGUCGAAAGGGGCUCUAAAGGAAAAGACUGUGCCGUGCAUUUGCGAAUUGGACGUCGAAAAAGUCGACGACGUGACUGUUCGCAACGCGAAGAAGCGGACGCUCGAGAUGAAGGUCUCACCGACAGCGACUGCACUGCUGUACUUGGUCGACCCCAUGUUUCACACGUCCUCGGGGGCAUCUACAGGCAGUGCUUCGGCGGCCAACCAAUUGCCAAACACGCUGCACUGGUGCCGUGAGGUGCAGCCGUUCUGCCCACCGCAAACCGCAACGACGUGGGGGCCGUGUGGUAGCGGACCCGUCGCUGUAUCAUACGUGCACGCGCUCUACUUGUAUCCCCAUGCCGUGGACCGCUUCCAGCAUCGCAAUGUCGCGGUAAAAGUUCAGAUGUUCCACGAAUCAAUGGAGCUCGCAUGCUUUGCAUCGUCGACAUCGCUGGCCCUCGCCACGGACGUGUACUGCCAUGUGUCGUACCACCAAAAGGCGCCUUCGUUUGAGGACGAGAUCAAGAUUCUGCUCCCCUUGACUCUCGAUCCUUCCUACCACGUUGUGUUUACGUUUUACCAAGUGCAUUGCAAAAAAGUGGCGGCAGGCAAACUCCCCACGGAUAUAAUUGGGCGCGCGGUGCUUCCGAUUGUCGAUAAACAACAUGGAGCAGUCAUCGCUGACGUAGUGCACACCCUUGUCGUGACGGACGGUGGCGGCGGAAACGGUGUGGUAUCUACUCUCACGAGCAACACCAGCGGUGCUGCAAGUGGCGCGGGGGCACCGCUGUUUCAAGUCCGAUCGCGGCUGCUGUCCUCUGUGUACAGCCAAGACAGCGCCAUCCAGUCCUUUUUCCAAUUGUGGGCUCAAGUCGAAACAUCUCAUGAUGAAAUUGUGGCGCGCAUCGUGUCGCUGAAGGCAGCACCUAGCAUCGGCGUACGCCACCAUGCCCUUCGCCUCUUUCGACAGCUCCUCGAUUACCUCUGCCAUCCACAUCGCCCCAUUCGCGCGGCUGCGUUUGCCACGUGCUUGGCGCUGUUUGACAAGUGCUGCAUGUCGACGACUGUGACAGCUACUGCCGCGGCAGGAAACACUGGUCGCAAGCCUCAUGACGGAGGUGGCUCGAUUGUGCUGCAGUACAUUGACGCUAUCUUUGACGAGCCCGCUGCAGCGUCCCCACCCCCCCAAAGCAAUGGUGCUCCAGACGACAGUCGUCCGCUCAAAGUGUACGAGUCUGUCAUUGAUGAAUGGAUCGCCCUUGUGACUGAACCGAGUCCAAUGCCACCUCCCAACGGGCGAGGGAACACGAUUCAUUCCGCUAGUGCGAGCGAGCCCCGUCGAUUGGCCAUGGCCCACUCUAACACGCUGCUUCAUCUUGUCUUGAAGAGCAUCGCGCUGUCGCUUGUGUCAACGUCAUCGAGCCACCACCACGUCCUCCCACUGCCAAUGCCAGAUGUGCAUGUGGUGGCGGGCCUCCUAGACGUGCUCUUGGAUGCUUCCCUCCUCACCGAUGACGGGUUUAUCGCGCGGAAGGAUAUGCUACAAAGCCUUGGUCGUUUUUCGCUCGCGCUGUUUUGGAUUGUCAAGAGUCCAGUCGCUGCGCAGUGGAUCCAGCGCGCUGUCCCUCGACUCGCGUCGACCAAAGAUUCCGCCGUCAUGAUUCACAUGACGUUUCCAUUCCUGCGCAUUCUCGCCGACGCCGACGCGUUUGUCGCGAUCAACACAACCGUCGCCAAGGUGGAUCAGAUACGAACCAAGGACGACCAUCGCCACACGGUGCAUGCGUCUCCUGCGGAUGUCGUAGCAGCAGCCACGGCUCGUACUGAUGAGGGACUCGAGGAUGCCUGGCUUGCCCAGCUCCUGGUGGCAGCGCUGCUCCAGGUAGCAACGGACCAGUCGGAAGAAAAAAUCAAAUCCCAAGCGAUGGCGAUUUUACGACGGCUCUUGGUCGUGCAAAUGAGUGGUGCCAAGUCGAGUCAAAAAGAACGGGUCGCCAUGAUGCUGCUACCUGGGGUCCCCAACAUGCUCACGCUCGUCCAUCAGCUCGAUGGCGACGACUUGCCAACGUCAUCGAGUCUCGACGGUCUCAAGCGCGACCUUUUGCUGUGCAUUGUUGCGACGUUGCAGCAUGUCCCGGAGAAACAAUUGAAAGGGUUCUGGAAGCCCAAGGCGCUGCUGCCGUCCACAACGUACGAGAGACAUCGCCACAGAGACGACAUGUCGGAUUGGCAGAACGAGAAACUGCGCGCCCAUGUCCUGCGGGCGAUCCAGACGCUGCGCUUUGUCAUGGACACGUUUCUCGGCGACGGCUUACCGUGGCAACAAGUGUUGUCGCCUGACUGUACCGACCAGACCAAGCCGCCCCAACUCUCCCUUCUCGACAUUGAAGUAUACAUGAAGCAGCGCAAUAACCGACGUAGUCAGCUCACGGACGAGGCGAAUACGUUGAGUCCUCGCAACGGUGGUGGAGGCAUCUGCAUAGUGGGCAACAAUGGCACAGCGAGCGGCACCGGUACUCAAUCUCCGGGAGGUCCUGGGUCGGCGCACCAUCGGUCAUUGCCCCGAAAUUGGGGCAAGCACUACAUGGCCCAACGCAAGAACAGCAUGGACACCAAGCCCGACGACGAAAACGGCGCCGCCUCGUCGGACAAAGCCGAAAUUGACAUGGAAAGCCACGCCAAGCGUUUGGCGACCGCAGUCGCCCGUACUCUCGUCACGGCAAUUCAAACGCUCAUUCACGAAUUCAGUCGGAGCCUUGGCGCGAACCAGGCGUUCCUUGCAACAGUCGUGGAUUUGUGGUACUUGUUAUUAACCCGCAUCGGUCACGGUCACUUUGACGCUGACGUUGUGUCGUGUGUCCUGGCCCACCUCACAGCGUUCCUCGGACGGUUCCAAACGCCGCUGUUUGCCCACUCGAACGUCCUCUUCAUGACGGACGAUGCCUGGUGCGAACAACUCGUCGUUCUUGCCGCCAGUGGAGCGCCAACUGCCCCACUGGCCGCGACAUUCGUGUGUGACCUCUUGGCCACGAGUUUUAGCCAACGCGGCAACUUUUUGCGAAUGGAGCAUGCCCUCGUCCGAGUGGUGGCCAAGCAACUCCACCUGCCGCUGCUGCCAAAUUUACUGGAUGCCAUGGAUACGUUUCCAGGGGUGCCGCCGUUCCGUCCGCGGCUCACAGCACUCGUCGCGUCGCUGCGACGACUUGUUACGACGUGGCAGCAAUACGAAUCGGCCAUGACAACACUCGGGACGUCGUGGCCGACCAACGACGAGGUCACCACGGGACAAGUGGAGUCGCUGACGGACGCGUUGGUGGCGGUAGCGGUGGCGAUACCACCGGAGGACGAUGGUCUCUUUGACGUUCAUGUCAAGUUCAUCGACGCGUUGGCUCGGGUGCAUAUUACGUGCGGCCAGUUUGCCGAGGCUGCCAAGUGCAAGCUGCAUCUUGUGGACAUGGCCUCCGCUCGAGGGACGGGCGGGGGCCGCCGCUGCGGCAGUCCCGAUGACUUCAUUCUGUCGCAAUUCAAAUUCGCGCUCACGUACUUGUCGCCCCAAACGACGUCCACGCCAUGGUUGCUGCCAGAAAUGGCGCUGUCGAUCGCCCAAGAUAUGUUAGCAGUGUGCCUCAAGUUGCAAAACUUCACCGAGUACGCCGCGACGCUGAAGCUCAUGGAUUCUGUCGUGGCUGGUGUGCUCGCUCAACAAGGCGGUGCCAAGCAAGACAAGGACAUGCCGCCCGUGUCGCGGUACUUUUUGGUGGCAAUCGUCGGGACGGCAGAAAAUGUCCCGGACUUGGGCGUCGAGUUUAUCUACAAACGAUCGGCCUUCUGCCACGUAUCUGAAAUGAUGGCGUCCAUCGAGUCCGGCUUGAAUGCGUGCUUUCCACAAUUGAAGGUGAAGCCCAUGAGCCUCGCCAAGGUCGCCGCCGAUGGUGGCUCGGUCGACGAUGCCACGACCGUAUACAUCAAAGCUACGCCAGUGGAACCAAUGUUUGCCGGCGAGUGCGGCCGCACCUUCAUGUGGAGCAGUCCGUUUUCUGUCGCCAAGCACCAGUUCGUGCGCAAGGUGGUGCUGCACGUGCGCCAUGACUUUCCAUACCUGUCGCUUCGGCAAGUCGUUGUUGCAAAGGAGGAAAUGAUUCGGUGCCCGAUCGACACGGCCACCGACGACAUCGCCAAGCGGACGGUCUCGCUGCUCAAGAUUGUUCACCGCGACGAAAAGGGCCUCCCCCACGAUAUCAAGGCGAUCACGCAUCUGUUGAAAGGCAGCAUCAACACCGAAGUCAAUGGCGGCGCGCCCGAAGUGAUUCAAUUGUUCCUCGCCAAGGGCGUCGUGUGUGUGGACAAAGAUGCGAAUCCGAUGACACCGACUGCGCAGACUGAAAAGCAGACAGAGCUUCGCGCGGCGCUCCUCCAGUUUCUUCAUGUCGCGCUCGCUGUGCUCGCAAUCAGCCGUGACCUUUUUCGACGGACAAACCACCGGCCAACACCGUCGAUGGGCGGAAUGCUACCGACCACCGCGACCAAUGCCAGUACCGUCAUCGGCGCAAGUGGCAGCAGCAACUCGCACACGAUCGACGACGCGGACGCCCUGCUGUUGGCGCCGCUGCAAGGGGAAUUUGAAAAAGCGUUUCGGAAUAUUGUUGUUAUGUUGGCCGCCACGUACGAUGUCGAGCCUGACAAUGUGGUGGCGCUGAAGGCUGCGGCUGCGUUCAAGCUCGGGCUGACGCUCUAACUAGCGAUGGCAUGUGAAGCAAGGGUGAGGACGGCCAGACGUGUUGAACAAAAAGAAUGCAGCGAUGUGACUAUUUGCCACCAAGGAGAAGCUCCUUCGCUUCGUUAAUCUUUGUACUGAUGAACGUGGACCCGCCAGUAUCAGGGUGGUUUGCGAUGAGGAGCUUGCGAUGGGCAUUGCGAAUGCGGUCGGCGCUUGCGCUUUCACGGACGCCCAGAAUCAAUGCCGCUUCUCGCCGCGUCAUUUUUUCUUCAAACGGCCCGUCGUAAAAGUUGCGGUACGACAUGUUGAACAUGCUAGAGGACGCAGACGACUUGUCGGUGCCAGACGCCGCCUUGUUCGCUUUGUAGCCUUCGUACGCUUCGAGAAGGUACUUGCCCCCGAGAGCGGCAGCUGCAACUCCAAGGCUCCCAACGACAAUUGCAUUCUCUUGACGACGAGUCGCAUGCAAUGAGCGUCGUUGCUGCGUGUCUGCUUGAAGGUGUGGCAAGCAUCGGGGCAAGAUCGUCUUCACCGAGGUGCGGGACACCGCGCGCUUCGUCACUUGCGCCAGCAUCGUCGUGAAUUCCGUGAGUGGAAGCAGCGAAUUCCUUCCACCAUCCCAGAUCAAUUCCAUCCGAUUGGUGAAAAAACUUCACAUUUUAUCCAA